Messenger RNA from Candidula unifasciata, 2729 nucleotides. The record is from the annotation of a GenBank genome assembly. Lineage: Eukaryota; Metazoa; Mollusca; Gastropoda; Stylommatophora; Geomitridae.
AUGCCCGAAAGAGGGAACGGGGAACUCCCCCUGCCUGAGGGAUGGGAAAAAGCGGUUGAUUACGAUGGGAAAAGCUUCUUUAUAGAUCAUAUAAAUCGAAGGACAACGUGGAUUGAUCCCCGAGACAGAUUUACAAAGCCACAGACCUUUGCAGAUUGUGUUGGAAAUGAACUGCCAUUAGGCUGGGAGGAAGCUUUUGAUCCCAAUGUGGGAGUUUAUUACAUCAAUCACAUUAAUCAAAUCAACCAGCUGGAAGAUCCCCGAGUCCAAUGGAGGCAAGAACAGGAGCGCAUGCUCUCAGAAUACCUAGUCACAGCACAAGAAGACCUAGAGGCCAAGAAAGAGAUCUACUCAAUUAAAGAGCAGCGUCUUGUGUUGGCCCAGGAUGAGUUCCAACACCUCCAUGAAUCCUUAUCUGGGUGGAAGUCCUCUAGGACAAGCUUGAAUUCUAACUCGAGUGUUGGGAGCACAAAAUAUGACCCAGACCUGCUCAAACAGGAUGUGAACCUGGCCAGGAGUAGAGUGGCACGUCUCAAGCGGGAACUGGAGCAGAUCAGGGCUGAAGUCUCGUACAAGGAGAGGGGCGUUGAGACUCUGUCAAAUGUUGGUCAGAAGCUGCAGACAUUAACUGGAGGAUAUAGCCUAGAACAAGCACAGAGGAUUUUGACAGAGAUCAGGCAACUGCAGUCUAGAUUGUCGCAGGGGGAAAAGGAGAAGAAAGAUCUCAUGCAGUCACUGGUGAAGUUAAAAGAGGAUUUAGUUCGGAGAGCAAGCGGGUCAUCUCCGGAUGUCUCGACGUUGUCACUGGUGCAGGACAGGCUAGACAUGGCCUCACAGACUGACCUUAGAGGGGAGUUUGGAUUGAAUCAGAGCCGUCUGCUAGCAGAGAAGACCAGGAUGAGACUGGAGUACGAUGAGGCACAGCGAAAACUCGGAGAGCUGAAAUGUCGCUUGGUGGAUCUUGAGGACAAGAUGUUACCUGGCCAGCCAGAGUCGGACAAAGAUAGGCUUCUGCUGUUGCAAGAAAAGGAGCAGCUGCUGCGGGAGCUCAGAGGCAUUGAUCCGAAAGGUCGCAACGAUGAUGAAAUGACAGCUCUCAGACACAGAAUCCUAAAGCUGGAACAUGAUCUUCGACAUGCCCAGGAACUCUCCAACAGACAGAUUCAGCAGAGGAUUAAUCUCCAUGAAGAGAAAACUGCUAUUGUGCAUCAGCUGACAGAAACAGCAAAACUGACUUCAUAUUUAGAGUCCCAGCUCAGAAGCUUGUCACUGAGCACUUUGUCUGUGUCUUCGGGGUCCAGCCUAGGCUCCCUGGGCUCCCUAUCUGCUGGGAGCCGUGGAUCUCUAAACUCGCUAUCCACUAUGGAUAUCUAUAAUUCAGGACAGAUGAGUGGUGCUGGCGAGGAAAAUCUGCAAGAGCUGCACCAGCGAGUGGAGAAGCUUUUGCAAGGCCACUGUAUGUCUCCUAUUCAAGAAGCUCAUGUUGGUCACUCUCAUGAUGAUGUGACUGAAGCUGCCACCUCCAGUUACCUGAUGUCUGUACUCCGAGGGAGCCAGGAGCUGCAGGACACCAGCAGUGCAGACAUCUUGAGCAGUCGUAAUGGCAGCAUGGGCAGUAUUCUCACCGGCAGCAGCAACAGCGUUGGACACGUUCACCAGACCACCAUCAUGCCUUUACCGUUAAUCUCCUCACUGACUUCUUCCAACACUCCAUCGCCUGUUUCCCCCGCCCACGGGAUGGGCCCACCGCCCACAUAUGAGCAACACAUGUGUGCUCUAGAGCAGCGGCACCAGCCACAUCAACAGCUGUUUCAGUAUCAACAUCAGAAGCAGUACCAGAUUCAUGGAGGAACUAACAGUGACAGUAUGCAGUGGAUUACCAAUGCUAGUCUUUCAAACUCCAACCCAACAGUUAAUGCCAGUUUUGAAUCGGCUAAGCCUCUAGCUGAUUUUAACAUCCUUUAUGGCAACCCUAAUUCUGACAGUUCGAUGAAUGCAGCAUCUGAUCCUCUUAGAGGUUUAACAUUGAUAACUGAAAACAUAUCGGGGAUUGAUCAGAAGAACAGUUUUGUCUUGCAAGAUGUUAGCAUAGGAUCUUCAACAGUGACAGAAGCAGCAUUUACUACAUCUCUAGGUACAGCUGUUACUCCCGGCCAGUUUUCUAAAAACUUCAUGUUUGAAAAUAAGGAUACAAACAUGAAUUCAUCCACCACCACCAACUCAUCCCCAUUUUUCUCUCCGCUUGAAACCGUUUCAGCCUUACCGUCAGCAUUUUCUUAUCAGGUUCCAUUGUUACAGCCCACAAACACUUCAGAAGUUCCUGUGCCAACACACUUUUCAAAUGAAGCUUUGAAAGCAGGAAACAAUCUGUCAUCCAUUGCUGCUGUAGCUGCCUUCAGCUCAAGGCAUUGCCAUAAUGUGGAAUCGGGGCCCAACCCACCCUUGAGCCCUAUCAGCGAGAGCAGCUCUGGGGUGGGAAACAAUCUCUCUGAUGGAAAUACUAGAAGUGUCUCGGCAGCAGUCAGUGAUGAGUCUGUGACAGGAGACAGCGGUGUCUUCGAAGCCUCUGUUCGAAGGACGGGCCACAUUGACAAAGUGUUGGAGUGCAACUUAGAGAGUGCCCAGAUACAAAUUAGACUCAAGUAUGAGGGAGUGGAUCAUAAACUGCUAGUUGGCAUAGAGCAGGCCAGAAACCUGGCAGUACUUCCCUUUCAGAAAGACAGUCAUGU